This is a messenger RNA of Cuscuta europaea, 1094 nucleotides long. The record is from the annotation of a GenBank genome assembly. NCBI's taxonomy places the organism in Eukaryota, Viridiplantae, Streptophyta, Magnoliopsida, Solanales, Convolvulaceae.
UUCCUACUCAUCUACAGCUGACAGAUAUUUUUACUAAAAGUCUCUCUAGUCAACGUUUUCAUUUUUUGAAAGACAACCUGCGCGUUGUAUCUCCCGCACAGUUUGAGGGGUGUAAUAGAAUUAUUAGAGGCUUAGUAUUGUACUUUACAUUAAACUCUCUUUAAUAUAAAUAUAUCUGUCAGGGCUCCUCAGGGGUAACCUUCCCAUUAUUCUCACACUGAAGUUCGCCCGAUCUCAGGCGGACUACAUCCUGGGCAAUAACCCGAUGAGCAUGAGUUACCUGGUCAGGUACGGCCCACGCUUUCCCCAGCGUGUUCACCACAGAGCUGCCUCCACCGACACCAAAAGCGCGGCCUUCCUUUCCCAGCUCGCCGAACCAGCUGAACAGCAGUGCAGAACAUCGUACGCAACGUGGUACAGAAACCCCGAUCCAAAUCCCCACAUCCUCACUGGGGCCCUUGUCGGCAGUCCGGGUGAGGAUGACCAAUACGCGGAUCUCCGGUCAAACUAUGAGCAGUCCGAGGCAACAAUGACUGGCACCGCCGUUUUCUUCCGCCUCUUGGCCAGUUUAACAUCAUCGUCAUCACAAUCCCCGGCCGCAAUCCAGUUCAUGCACUCCAUAGUCUCUAAAUGGAGCGUCGGAGCAUCCCAGUUUUGCAAGCACCGGGUUGUGAUCAAGAACGCAUCCCAUAACAUGGCGGUUACGGAUCUCAAGCUUAGGAUUGAUCACUUGUCCCCUGAAACCACACUGUGGGGGCUGUCCAGGCUGCAGGCCGCGGUUGUUGAUGGUGGUGAUCAUGAUCAGGAUCAGGCGGUACUUAACACAACGGCGGCCGAAUACGCCCUUCCUCACUGGGCAACUUCGAUUCACCCUAAUUCACGACACGUUGUUUUUUAUGUCCAAGAUUGUCGUCAAGCCAAGAUCACCCUUCUCAGCUACCGCCAACUCUAGCUAAUUAUUCAAACUAUUUAUUACUGUAAUAAAUUAUGUACUAAUACUACUUUUCCUUUUCAUUUAUGACACUACUAUACUCUUUGUGGACCUGAUAUUUCCUUUUCCUUUUAUUUAUUCAUGUAAUAAAUUACUACACCAG